This is a messenger RNA of Colletotrichum paranaense, 552 nucleotides long. RefSeq lists its product as uncharacterized. The coding region runs from base 1 to 552 and encodes 183 amino acids. The record is from RefSeq and is a predicted model, not a curated record. The transcript is spliced from 3 exons. Lineage: Eukaryota; Fungi; Ascomycota; Sordariomycetes; Glomerellales; Glomerellaceae.
AUGUAUCAGUACACACCAUUCUCUGUCUCCGUGUCCGUUUACUCCCCUGCUACGCUUGCAUCUUCUGCUGCCAUCUUGACUCAGGCACUGGCCGUGAAAGAUGCUAAGGUUGACUAUGGCGGUCUUGUUAACCACCUGGCACCAUGCCACAUUGCAGACUCGGACUCUCUUGGCUUUCUCCAUUCUCGAGGCUGCCCCAGCAAGGAUUUGCCGAGAAACCUCCAGGAGUUCAGGACCCCCAUGAAUCCCACGCUUCGAGACUUGGACCAAUUCGGCUCCGGCCCCACUGCGGCCCAGAACCCGGACCUCAACCAGUGUCCUAAUCGGGCAAAAGGGCAGCGCUCACGGCCUGGCGAGUGCCAUUUGACAGUCGAGCUAGCAAAUGGACUAUCUCCUAAUCAACCUUCGCGUCAUAUCGCUCGCUCCAAUGUUUGGGACCGAUACCAUGGAGCAUGGCAGAGCUUACCGUCGGAAAGGAGCCAGACUAUAUUUCUUCGAUGCCCGCGCUUUCUUCGAUCCCCUCGAUCCUCGGAGCUGCGAUCUGAAGCCUGA